UUUAAGAGAAGCACAGGCAACAUGGCAAGGUGUGUUAAACUCCACUCUUUCCUUUCUGCAUUCGUCUCUGGAAAACCUGGCUUUAUGGGAUUGAAAGUGGCAAGAUAUUUAACUAACACUCCACAGCUCUCAACUUUACAAAACAGGGCUGUUAGCACAAACCCAGUGUCUUACAACAGUUCAGCAGAGGAAUGCAAGUCAAGUGACAAGGUUGUAGUACACUUUGUGAACCAAAAAGGAGAUAGAACUACUAUUACAGCCACAGAAGGUGAAACCUUAUUGGAUGUUGUGAUUAACAUGAAUUUGGACAUCAGUGGGUUUGGUGCCUGUGAGGGUACAUUAGCUUGUUCAACAUGUCACCUGAUAUUUGAAGAGGACAUUUAUGCAAAAAUGGAACCUUUGGUAGAUGAAGAGAUAGAUAUGCUGGAUUUGGCUUAUGGGCUGACCAAGACAUCUCGCCUGGGCUGUCAAGUGUGUGUUCAGAAAUGGAUGGAUGGCAUGACUGUCCGUGUGCCACAGGACGUGAUGGACAUGAGAGAGACCAUCGAGUCCAGACAGAAUCAAUGAACCAUCUGCAACCUCUGCUGAAGCAGGCUCUGAAAGACCUUGUUUGAUCUUUUUUAUCACUUGGAACAUCUUUUAACAAUAUUCACUGUUUAAAACUGAAACACUGCAUUAGAGCCUUGGCUAGACAUCCUGGUUUCUUUAUUGCUCAAUUUGUAGUUGGUUUAACUCUUUAGCUGCUUAAAACCACUGUAGUGUUGAAGGCAUCUACAUUUAUACUUCCAGAAUGUGCACCACUAAAAGCUACUUUAUUCAUCCAGCACUCACUAAGGUGAUAUUUUGAAAAGUAAAGCAUGACUAUGCUAGUUCUUUCUUGAUAUGCAGGACUCUUCAGAAGUUUAUUCUGAAGCAUUUAAACAUGUUUGGCAUGUAAGUCUGAUUGAUGAAUACUUCAGAGUUACUAUACUACUUUGAAAUGCAAGUACAAAAGCUGUUUAAACAAUGCUAUAAAUAUUUAUAACUUGUUUUCUAGUAAAUAAAACCCAAUUUAAUUCAUUUUGAAGCAUUUAUUUUUAAUUGUGUCUUGAAAAUAAAUGUAUUUAUUAACUAGCUUCCCAU
Molecule: messenger RNA, 1122 nt
Organism: Lepisosteus oculatus (spotted gar)
Lineage: Eukaryota; Metazoa; Chordata; Actinopteri; Semionotiformes; Lepisosteidae
Gene: fdx1b
Product: ferredoxin 1b
Biological process (GO): P450-containing electron transport chain
Molecular function (GO): 2 iron, 2 sulfur cluster binding
Source: RefSeq, a predicted model, not a curated record